GCUGAGAGCAACACCAUCAUUUUGCUUUAAACGGUGCUGCUGAAAAACCCCUCACUUUCCCUCCGAAACACAGAGCGCACAGAACGAUGGCAGGAGAAGAAAAACGACACCAGAUGAUGCAGAAUCUCUUCGGAGAUGAAUCCGACGAGGAAGAUGAACUCGAAUCCAAUCCUCAACUCAAUUCCGAUGAAGGAGAGGGAGAGGUAGGCCAAGACGGAGAAGGAGAAGGAGAAGUUGAAGGACAAGGAGAGGUGGAAAUAGAGAGUGAAGGGGAGAUGGCGCAGAUUUCUCGGGAGAUUGAAGUGGAGUUUGGUGAUCAGAGAGAAGAAGAGAGUGGAGCUAGGGAUUCGGAUAGUGAUGCUAAAGAUGAUUAUAGUCAGCGCGUUGUUACUAGCCGGCGUAGGGAUGUUGUUGAAAGUGGAUCUGAGGAGAAUCAUUUCAAUGAAAAUGAUGGCGAAGAAGUUGAUGCAGCUAGAAGCCUAAGCGGGUCACCUAGAGAUGAGAAUGAUCAAACUCGUGAUUUGCAUUCUGCCCCGGAAAUCCGUGAUGUAUUUGGUGAUUUUGACGAUGAAGAGGAGGGGUAUGCAGCUCAGCAGGACAUUGGACAAGAUUCAAAUAGAUAUCCAGCGGAUGCAGAAGGGAGUUACGGAAAGAGUCUGAGACCAGAGGAUAUACUUGCUGAUGAAGAUCAUCAAUAUGAAUUAGAGGAGGAAAACAUUGAAAUGAAAACUAAAGAUAAGCCCCUUGGGCCCCCCUUGGAGUUAGAGAUUCCAUUACGUGAACCACCAGCUCUUCCUAAUAAGAUGAACUUGAUUAAAGUUUCCAAUAUCAUGGGUAUUGAUCCAAAACCUUUUGAUCCUAAAACAUAUGAGGAAGAGGAUACCUUUGUAACUGAUGAACUUGGAAACAAGAAGCGCAUACACUUGGAGAACAAUAUUGUACGUUGGAGAGAAGUCAAAAAUCCUGAUGGCACAACUUCUGUUGAAAGCAAUGCUCGAUUUGUAAGGUGGUCUGAUGGUAGUCUUCAGUUGUUAAUUGGGAAUGAAGUUCUUGACAUAUCAGAGCAGGAUGCCCAGCAUGAUCAAUCACAUCUUUUCCUUAGACAUGGAAAGGGAAUCCUGCAAUCACAAGGAAGGCUAUUACAGAAAAUGAGAUUUAUGCCAUCUUCCUUGUCCUCAAAUUCUCAUCGGUUGUUGACUGCUAUUGUUGACUCAAGGCAGAGGAAGGCUUAUAAGGUUAAAAACUGUUUUACAGACAUUGAUCCUGAGAGGGAAAAGGAGAAAAAGGAAAAGGCUGAAAGUCAAAUUAUUAGGGCUAGCGAACUGCUUAGCCGUAAGCGUGACAAGGUGAAUAAAAAAUAUACUCCAACUGACAGGAGGCGUCAACUUUCUCCUGGGUUUUUAGAGGAUGCAUUGGACGAGGAUGAUGAAGCAGAUUACUACGAUCCUCGUCGUAAACAGCGUCACUUUGAGGACGAAUUGGAAGCUGAAGUCCGGGCAGAGAAAAGGAUUAUGAAUGCUAGGAAGUCACAGGGACCAAAGAACAUCCCUCGUAAGUCAUCUAUUCCACCAGCAAAAUCCUCACGGAAUCCAUUGGGUUACCCAUAUGAGAGAGAGGAAUCUGAAUAUGAAACUGAUGAAGACGAAGAAGAAGAAAUACCUCAUUCACGUACGAGGGAUGAUGAUACUGAGCCGGAAUAUGAGGACUCCGAAGAAGAUGAUGAAGAAACCGGUCAAGCCGAUGCUGCUGCUUCAGACGAGGAAGAAGAGGAGGAACCGAAGCAUAAGAGUCGGGAUUUAAAAGGUAAGGUCAAAAGGAAGGGGUUUGGAUCUGAAGAACACUCUCUUCCUAGAAAACCAACCAAUCGGCGAAUGACCAUUGUGUCUGACAGUGACGACGAAUGAAACUCUGUUAUUGCUAUUGGAAUUUGGAAGGAGCAAUGCUUUUUGCUGCAGCACAAGCUGAGAUGACGACUCGUUUUGCUUUUUCCCUCUUCUAUAUUCAUGCUUAUACAAACUUAAGUUUUAAAGUUAUAGACACAUCAAGAAGAACCACAGGCACACAUCAAUUGGUAAUUUGUCUCAGGUCUUGUUGUAUGUUUAUAUUUCCAAAAACAAUGGUCAAAUCUUCUCCAUAAAGUUGCUAAGCUAUAUGGAAAGUGAUAGGGUGAUCAAAUCCAAUAAAAACUGCAAUCUGAUAAAAAAAAACUGAAUAUUUUUUUAUGUGUUUCGAUUCUCUUUUAUGAAAACCGUUUAGAUCGGAUUGGAUUUUUGUUGUAUGUUUGGAUCCAGAAAUGUAGUAAAUCGGGGCCAAAUUAUUUGACUAUAUUUGUAUGUAUUUACAUAAAUGAGAUGUGUUGAAAUACGAGAGACUAAGAGACAUUUGAAUAAACCGUGUGUUUUGAAAAGCACUACGGAGACUUUAUUAUAUAUAGAGAUUAUAGCUAAUUACAUGAUAUAGUCGAUGUGAGACUAUUCUAUAUACAAAUAUUGUUAAUACUAUAUAUUUACAAAUAUCAACACUCCCCUUAAGCUUGAGCUUAUAAGUCAAAAGCACCAAGCUUGUUACAUAUAUAAUUAGAUCUGGGACUUUGCAGGGAUUUUGUAAACACAUCUGCCAAUUGAUCAUUAGAGUUGAAAAAGCUUGUGACGGUGUCGUUUGAUUCAAUCUUCUCUCUGACAGUGACAGUCUAUCUUAAUAUGUUUGGUCCUUUCAUGGAAGACUGAAUUUGAAGCAAUGUGCAAUGCAACUUGAUUAUCACAAACAAGUGUCAUUGGUCUUGCUUCUUCAAUUUGAAGUUCUUUGAGCAACUGUUUUUACCAAAUGAGUUCACAUGUUGCCAUUGCUAUGGCCCUAUAUUCUGCCUCGACGUUUGAUCUUGCAACUACACUUUGUUACCUUUUUAGGAUAUAAGGUUUCCUCCGACAAGUACACAAUACCCAAAGGCGGGUCGUCUAUCAAUGAGUGACCCUGUCCAAUCAGCAUCAGAGUAUCCAACUAUCUUAGUAUGUCCUUUAUCUUCAUACAUUAGACCCUGGAGCACAUUUGAUGUAUCUCAGAAUUCGGAUAACAACAUCCAUGUGUUCCCGACAAGGAGAAUUUAAGAUUUGGCUUACCGUUGUGACAAAUUUUCGGACGAGUGACUGUGGGAUAAUUCAACUUUUCAACCAAUCUCCUAUACCUUUCUUAGUCAGAUAAAGACUCCAUGAUUGGAUAGUAGUUUGACACUUGGAUUCAUAGGAAUGUCAAGGGGUUUAACAUUCAACAAACCUGUUUCUUUUAAAAUAUUCAUAGCAUAUUUUCGCUGAAAAAUCACCAAACCAUCUUUAUAUUGGGCUACCUCAAUACCCAAGAAAUAUCAGAGUUUAUCAAGAUCUUUUGUCUGAAAUUGAUUCGACAGAUGCUUCAACUGGAGUAUUUCCUACUGAUCACUACCAGUUAUAAAAAUAUCAUCUACAUUCACAAUAAGAUAAAUACACCCUCGGGCUGAGUGACGAUAAAAAACAGAAUGGUCAGCUUCACUACGGUUGAUACUAAACUGUUGUACUACAAUACUGAAUCUGCCAAACCAAGCUCUCGGAGAUUGCUUAAGACCAUAAAGAGACCGGUGUAGCCUACACACCAUAUUCAAUGACUCCCCCUGAGUAACAAACCCAGGUGGUUGCUCCAUAUAUACUUCCUCUUCAAGAUCACCAUGCAAAAAUGCCUUUUUGAUGUCAAGUUGAUGAAAAAGUCAAUGUCGAAUGGUUGCAAUGGCUAGAAGGUCUAACAGAUGCCAUCUUGGUUACAAGUGAGAAGGUAUCACUAUAAUCCAACCCAAAAAUUUUAGUGUAAGCGAGCUUUAAAUCGAUUAAUCUUACCAUCUAGACCAACCUUCACUGUAUAAAGCCAACGACAAUCUACUAAAAAUCUCCCAGGGGGUAGAGGAACCAGUUCUAAUGUACCCUUGCUUUGAAGAGCACACAUAUUAUCAAUCAUUGCUUGCCUCCGCUCAGGGUGAGAUAAUGUUUCACCUAUAAUUUUAGGAAUAGAAACAGAAGACAAAGAAGUAUACUGCAAAAGGGAAAAAUGAUGAUAACAUAAAUCAAUAUAAUGUGGAGAAGGAUUUCGUGUUUGAUGCAUACCUUUUCGAAGGACAAUCGAAAGAUCGGACUCAGGUUGUUGGAUCGGGUUUGGUGAUGGCGAGAACGUAAGUGAAGAGUCUGCAAUGACCUCAGAGACAGGUACGUCCUCAGGGACAUUUACGGCCUCAGGGACAGGUAUUGGUUGACGAUAUGUUUGAAGUAGGCGAGAAGUGGGGGGGUCAACUGUAGGGGUAUAGUGGGCCAAGUUCCCUAGUAUGAUGGGGAACAAUGGCAGAUGAGACUUCUAGAAGAGGCGUGGGAGUACUUUCUUGAAGAGGUUCUGAAGUUACUUGGCUUGAAAUAUGGAACCGACUCGAAGAAGGUAGCAUCGGCCGAUACGAGGUAUCGUUGUAAAGUAUGUUAAUAGUAAUGAUAAUUUUUUUGGGAUCGAUGAUAACCAAGAAAGACACACUUUAGUGAUCGAGCUGAUAGUUUAUCAAGAUCAGGAGAUGAAUUAUGUACAAAAAAUGUAUAUCCGAAGACUCGGGGAGGAAUUAGGUGAAGUGGAGAAUUGAAAAAAAGGAUUGAAUGAAGGAUUUUGUUGUUAAGGACAUAAGAGAGCAUGCGAUAUAUAAGGUAACAUGCCGUUAGCACAUCAUCCCCCAAAACCGAAGUGGAACAUUACCAUGGAGAAGUAGGGUCCGAGUGGUUUCUAUGAGAUGCCGAUUUUUGCGUUCGGCUACCUUGUUUUGUUGAAGUGUAUAAGGGAAAGAUGUUUGGUGGAGAAUACCAUUGCUGGACAUAAAAGUUUGAAAUUGUUGGGAUAAGUAUUCACGAGCAUUAUUACUUCUUAAGGAUGAAGUAUUAGGGAGAGGUAGGGCAAGAAGGAGAAGUGGAAGGACAAGGAGAGGUGGAAUUAGAGAGUGAAGGAGAGAGGGAGCAGAUUUCUCAAAGAGAUUGAAGUGGAGGUUGGUGACCAGAGAGAAGAAGAGAGUGGAGCUAGGGGUUCGGAUAGUGAUGCUAAAGAUGAUUAUAGUCAGCGCAUUGUUACAAGUAGGCGGAGGGAUGUUGUUGAAAGUGGAUCUGAGGAAAAUCAUUUCGAUAAAAAUGACGGUGUAGAAGUUGAUGCAGCCAGAAGACUAAGCAGGUCACCCAUAGACAUAUAUAAAACUCAUGAAUUGCAUUCUGCCCUGGAAAUUCGUGAUGUAUUUGAUGACGAAAAGGAGGAUAUGGGGUAUGCAGACAAUGAACAAGAUUUAAAUAGAUAUCCUGCGGAUGAAGAAGGGACUUAUGGAAAGAGCCUGAGACGUGAGACCAGAGGAUAUACUUGUUGAUGAAGAUCAUCAAUAUGAAUUAGAGGAGCAAAACAUUGAAAUGGAAACUAAAGAUAAGCCACUUGGCUCCUCCUUGGAGUUAGAGAUUUUAUUACGUAAACCACCAGCUCUUCCUAAUAAGUGUUUACAGGAACAUCAACAUAUCGUUUUGGGAGGUUUUUUGAUAAAUUUCUGAUGUUGUGGUCGGUGAAAGUGAACUAGAUGAUGAGAAUUGAGCUUGAACAAGUUUUGAUAAAAAGGAUAGACCUGAUUAAAGUUUCCAAUAUCAUGGGUGUUGAUCCAAAACCUUUUGAUACUAAAACAUACGAGGAAGAGGACACCUUUGUAAUUGACGAACUUGGAAACAAGAAGCGCAUACGCUUGGAAAACAAUAUUGUACGUUGGAGAAAAGUCACAAAUUCUCAACUUCUGGCAUCUUAGUUUCAGCUGCGCUACAUAAUUUAUUUUGUAGUAAAAAAUAUUGUUCACGGUCAUGUGAAAGCAAUGCUCGUUUUGUAAGGUGGUCUGAUGGCAAUCUUCAGUUAUUAAUCGGGAAUGAAGUUCUUGACAUAUCAGAGCAGGAUGCCCAGCAUGAUUAAUCACAUCUUUUUCUAAGACAUGGAAAGGGAAUCCAGCAAUCACAAGGAAGGUUAUUGAAGAAAGUGAAAUUUAUGCCAUCUUCCUUGUCCUUGAAUUCUCAUCGGUUGUUGACUCAAGGCAAAGGAAGGUAUAUAAGGUUAAAAACUGUGCUAUAGACAUUGAUCCUGAGAGGGAAAAAGAGGAAAAGGAAAAGGUAUAAUCAAUCAUAUCAUUUCCAGGCUGAAAGUCAGCCUAUCAGGGCUAACGUAAUUGGGCAGGGAUUAAGUAACUUUACUGUUACCGUGACUUUGUGACUUUAGGCGAUUAUAAAGAAUGGAAGAUUAAAAUAUCUUAUUUAUUGAGAGAGAAAGAUUGAUUUAGUGAAAGAUAGAAGAAAAGUUAUCAAAGUUACAAAAUGUCAAAGUCACCCAAACCCGGCCAGGUAGGGCAGCUGCCCAGGCUCCGCCCAACCUAUUCCUUUAUCGUCUGUCUUGAAGCAGUUGCCAAUAGCUGUUAAGUAAGUCAUGCUCGUCUUUUUCCUACCAAUUUCAUGAACUUUCAAAGAUUCUUUGUUGCCGAGCUAUUUCCAUCGAAAGCAAAGAUUGGCGUAAAAUGUUUAAGCAUCUUCUUUGAAAUUAUCUGAUCACAAUGACUAAAGCAAGAGUGGUGUAAAUUGUGGCUGGAUGAAAAGCAAAUUCAAUGAAAGAUUUUAUAGCUUCAAUCAGAGGUUCUUUGCCUUGGACGAAUUGAUGGAGAAUUGGUGCUGAAUUUGUCGUUUCGCGCUAUAUAUGCCCACCAAGUGUUUGAUAAAAGUUUUGAACCAAGGUUCUUCUUCUUUUAUUUUGUUUUUGCUUUGCUGUAUUUUUGAUAAUUGAACCUUGAUUUGGGAUGGUGCUUUUGGUAUUGAAUUCUUGAAUUGCCACACUUGAUGGAUGUUGCUUUUUUUUGUUGAUUUUUGAAGGUUAUGUGAAUUUGCUUAUGGAGUGCUAUUGCUAUUUAUCUUAGUAACAUGUAGUUAUAAUUGUUGUAAUUUAUAAUUCUUUAAGAUUAAUAGUGGAUAGUGAUUCAAGUUAAUUGAAUAAAUGUUUCAUUAUCGGCCUACCAAACAUAGUUUUGCUUAAAAAGUUGGCAAUUACAAACAGUAGGCAUUAGAACAUCACAUUAAUUCAUUAGAACAUCACAUUAAUUCUUGCCUUGAUGUAAAUGACUAGAUGUUCAGCAUGAUUUUUAUGGUGUGUGUGAGAUAUGUUUCAAGCCCAUGAAGGUUUUUAGUGCUAGAAGAAUGCAGUAAAAUAUGUAGAUUGUUUUGUACCUCUUUAUGAGAAUGUCAAUUCUGGAGUGCAGAACUUUCCUUCUGUCGAAGAAUAACCGUGUUCCUACUCCCUCCCUACAAAGAUCAUUCUCAGCUGAACCAUACCUUGUGAAGCUGCAGAUAUAACAUUAGAUAAGGCUCAUUUAAUUCAAAAUGCACCAUAUUAGGAAACAAAGAGGGCAUAUAUCAAAUACCGUCUUGGUCGAAAAUUAUGAAAUCAGUAGCGGAGCCAGUGAAAACUUGCCCAGACUUUAUAAUUUUUCUAGCUUCGCCACUGGUUCCAACUGAGAAGAGGCGCCAACUUUCUCCUGGGUAUUUAGAGGAUGCUUUGGACGAGGUAUAAUUUUGAAUUGUUCCUGGAGACAGUGCUGUCUUUUAGGUGUUAUAUAGUUGCUGAAAUAUUCUCUAAGCGUAUCUUCCUACUUAAAGUGUGUCAGUUCCAUUAUUUAUUGAUGCUCCAUUUCUUCAGGACGAUGAAGCAGAUUAUUAUAAUUCUCGUCGUAAACGUCACUUUGAGGAUGAGUUGGAAGUAGGGCUGUUCAUGGUAUGGUUCAUAAGAAAAAUUGAACCUAACCGAACCAAACCCUAGUAAAAAUUAACUCGAAUUGAACUGAACUGUUUCAAUUUACUAAGAGCCGAACUGAACCAAAAUUAUUGGUUUGGUAUACCGUUUUGAAAUUCCGAACCGUACCAUGACUCAAUUUUUUGCACAGGACUUGCAGUUUUCUUGUCAGUUGUUACAGUGCGAGAUAAAGAUUUUUGUACAUAUAUUGGGAUCCUUAUGUGCCAUGAUUCAUGUCGGGAACUUCGGAAGUAGGGUGACCAUGGGUUGGUUUUGUUUGGGUGGGAAAACUCGUAUCCAAACCAAAUAAAUUUGACCGUUUUGGAUUUGAAAAUGGGUGAUUAACCCACCAACCCAAUAUUCGGGCUGGUUUGAGUUGGGUCAUCAAGUCUAAUAGUUUUAAGAGUAUGAUGGAAAACUGGCCCUAUGAGAUAACUUCUGAUAGUAACAAGAUAUUAUAUAUAUAUUUUUAUUUUCAAAAGAUAUCUCAACCGACGAUGAGAAAAUCAAUGGUUGAUAUGUUAAACAUAUCCAUAAUUUGUUAAACAUUACCUAUUAUCGACGGCUGAUUUAUUCAUCUAUCGUUAAGAUUACUUUAUCCUCUAAGUGAAUUACUCCCUUAGCAAAAUCACUUUAUGUUAUUGAUACGGUAAUAUUCACGUGGGAGUAUGGUUAUAUAGAAUAGGAGAGGUAUUUGUUUUGUUUAUUUUUGGUAGAGUGACGAAGGACCACCUUUCGGCCAUAACUCAAUUUAAUGCAUGAAUAUUACUCAGCAUUUCCAUUUUGUUCAAAUUCAAUACUAAUUCGAUGGUUACUUGCAGGAAAUGAAGCAUAAGAGUCUAGAUUUAAAGGGUAAGGUCAAAAGGAAGGGGUUUGAAUCUGAUGAAAAAUCUCCUCCUAGAAAACCAUCAACCAAUCGGCGAAUGACUGUUAUGUCUGACAGUGAUGAUGAUUGAAACUUCGCAAGUCUGAUUUUCAUUUUGUGUAGCCUUGACCUUAAAUAUAUUGCAUGAAUUUGUUCCAAGUUAGUCAUUCACUUUUUGAUUCAUAUGUAAAUUCCUCUAUGAUUCAGGAUCUUGCAAUUGGAAUUGGAAGGAACAUUGCUUCGGCUGCAGCACAAGCGAGACGACUCAUUUGUUUUAUCCCUCCUUAUAUUCUUGCCUAUACAAACUAAAAUUUUGAAGUUUUGGACACAUCAAGAAGACCUUGAGGCACACUUUAAUUGGUAUUCUGUCUUGGGGCUAUGUUGUUCACUAUAUUUGUAAUGUUGAUUAGAAUAGCAGUGUAAAUAUAUUUGUUUUCUGCAUAUUUUAUUCCAAGGGAACCAGCUAUAGCUGAGGAGUUUCUCAGUUCAUCC
This is a messenger RNA of Vicia villosa (hairy vetch), 9187 nucleotides long. Its product is annotated as protein LEO1 homolog. The transcript has 20 exons. Gene Ontology annotation, cellular component: Cdc73/Paf1 complex; nucleus. NCBI's taxonomy places the organism in Eukaryota, Viridiplantae, Streptophyta, Magnoliopsida, Fabales, Fabaceae. Gene Ontology annotation, molecular function: RNA polymerase II C-terminal domain phosphoserine binding. Gene Ontology annotation, biological process: positive regulation of transcription elongation by RNA polymerase II; transcription elongation by RNA polymerase II. The coding region runs from base 87 to 1904 and encodes 605 amino acids. The record is from RefSeq and is a predicted model, not a curated record.